CGGCUUCACGUCACACCUGCCCGAACGCUGCACCUCAGGCGCCCGCCAAUCGACCCUCUACGACCGCCAAUUGCACUUUCGCAAACAAGGUGCCUACAAUGGCGGCCAAAUCCGGGGCCCAGCGCUUCGUCAAAUACACACUCGAACCCCAAGGUGUCUAUGCCAGAAUCAAGAACUUCCUCUCCAUCGACCCCGGCCGGUCCUCGGGUGUCCCGCUCAAUGUUUCGUACCGCAACCCACCUCCCGCGGGUGUUGAUCCCAUGAGAUACGACGACCCCACCACCGUUCCCGCUGCCGAUAUCGCCGAGAACCCGUACUGGAAGCGCGACGUGCGACGCCGCUACCCGCAGCUCUCGACCGUUACCCAGGCUGAUGCCGUAGCGCUGCUGGAGGUUGGAAGCGCGGCGGCGCCGAAGCAGGAGUUGAUUGGCGAGGCGGGCUCGAAGCAGCUGGUUGCUGCGCAGGAAAAUGGUGCGAAGGGUUUGGCUGUGGCUUUUGAGAAGAACACCGGGCUUGCGAAGGAUGUCCUAGGACCCGGUGGAAUGCCCCCGCUGCCGAGUGGCAUGAGCCUCGCGCCGCUUGGAGAAAAGCGAUAUGAGAUCGACACAACACAUGGUUUCCCUGAGCAAUACCCUUGCCGACAAUUCCAGUAAGCCGGUGGCUUACACACUGAGAUAGAGCUCUUAGAUGCAGUGUAAAUAUGACCACUAGUUUCCUUGUGUGGUUCCUUUCCCC
This is a messenger RNA of Paraphaeosphaeria sporulosa, 735 nucleotides long. Its product is annotated as 21 kDa subunit of NADH dehydrogenase. Bases 99 to 653 code for a protein of 184 amino acids. NCBI's taxonomy places the organism in Eukaryota, Fungi, Ascomycota, Dothideomycetes, Pleosporales, Didymosphaeriaceae. The transcript is spliced from 3 exons. The record is from RefSeq and is a predicted model, not a curated record.